Penicillium digitatum Pd1 is the source of this 810-nucleotide messenger RNA. RefSeq names its product guanine nucleotide-binding protein subunit alpha gpaB (gene gpaB). Gene Ontology annotation, molecular function: G protein-coupled receptor binding; GTP binding; GTPase activity. The record is from RefSeq and is a predicted model, not a curated record. Gene Ontology annotation, cellular component: heterotrimeric G-protein complex. NCBI's taxonomy places the organism in Eukaryota, Fungi, Ascomycota, Eurotiomycetes, Eurotiales, Aspergillaceae. Gene Ontology annotation, biological process: adenylate cyclase-activating G protein-coupled receptor signaling pathway.
AUGAAGAUCAUCCACCAGAAUGGUUACACCGUGGAAGAACUUGCGCUGUAUCGAUUAACCGUGUACAAGAACCUCCUGGAUUGCGCAAAAGCCCUCAUUGGAGCAUAUCACUAUCUCCAGCUUGAACCGUCCAGCCAGAAGGUGCAGGACUACAUUUCAUUUCUGGAAGAGUACAACGUGGAUCCGGAUCCCAACACUGCGCUUGAUUCGAAAAUCGGCGAUGCCAUCACAUAUCUCUGGAACGACCCAUGUACAUCAACAGUUUUGGAACAUCAGAAUGAGUUUUAUCUGAUGGACUCGGCACCAUAUUUCUUCGAGGAAGCGAAACGGAUAACGGCCCCCAAUUACGUCCCGGAUGUUUCAGAUGUACUCCGAGCAAGAACGAAGACCACCGGUAUCUACGAGACACGUUUCACAAUGGGCCAAUUGAGCAUACACAUGUUUGAUGUGGGCGGCCAGCGCAGUGAACGAAAGAAGUGGAUCCAUUGCUUCGAAAACGUGACGUCCAUAAUCUUUUGCGUUGCGCUCAGUGAAUAUGAUCAAGUACUACUGGAAGAAAGUAAUCAGAAUCGUAUGAUGGAAAGUUUGGUUCUCUUCGACUCCGUGGUCAACUCUCGGUGGUUUAUGCGAACAAGCAUCAUCCUGUUCCUGAACAAAGUCGAUUUGUUUCGCUUGAAACUGCCUAGAUCGCCGUUGAGCAACUACUUCCCCGAUUACUCGGGCGGCAACGACGUGCACCGUGCCGCCAAGUACCUGCUCUGGCGAUUCAACCAGGUGAACCGAGCACACUUGAACCUAUACCCACAGUGA